Gekko japonicus is the source of this 2659-nucleotide messenger RNA. RefSeq lists its product as uncharacterized. The record is from RefSeq and is a predicted model, not a curated record. Gene Ontology annotation, molecular function: peroxiredoxin activity. The transcript has 5 exons. Bases 85 to 816 code for a protein of 243 amino acids. Lineage: Eukaryota; Metazoa; Chordata; Lepidosauria; Squamata; Gekkonidae.
UGCGCGUCUGGUGUCGCCGAGGGGGCCUUGGGUCCGAAAGCGCCGAGCUUCCCUGUCUUUGCACCGUGUCGUAGUUGGCGAGCCAUGCUGAGCCGUCUCCUGCAGUUGCGCCGGCCGGGCUGCCUGCCCCUUCUGCCUCUCAGAGUGUCGGGGAGCUUUUGGGGAGGACCCCAAACGGUAGCCUCGAACCAUGCCUACAGCACCGACAGCGGGAACCUUGACAAGUCCAUUGGGCGAUACCCAAUACCGAAUAAGAAAGAUUUGCCCUAUGAUAUAGUGGAACUCAUGGAGGAAAUGGAAGUAAAGACAGGUUUUUUGCCCAAUGUAUUUAAGGCGAUGGCUCAUCGACCAGCAGAAUUUAGAGCAUUCUUUGCUUACUACAACGCCAUUAUGAACAAGGAGACGGGAAACCUAACCAAGGCGGACAAAGAGCUCAUUGUUGUGGCCACAAGUAUGGUUAACAGGUGUCCCUACUGUGUGAUUGCGCAUAGCGCUUUGCAUCGGAUAUACUCUAAGAAACCGAUGGUGGCAGAUCAGGUCACAGUGAACUGGAAACUGGCUGACCUAACUGCCCGGGAGAUGGCUAUCCUGGAGUUCGCGCUUGCUGUUUGCCGUGCGGAGAACAUCACCGAAGAGCACUUUCAGAAGCUAGAGGCGCAUGGGUUUGACCGGGAAGAUUGUUGGGACAUUGGUGCCAUUUCAGCCUUUUUUGCCAUGUCCAACCGCAUAGCUCACCUCAUGGAUCUGCACCCCAACCAGGAAUUCUACACCAUGGGAAGGAUACCAAGAGAAAAAGGGGAGACGGUGUCUUCUUAAUGAAAUUCGCUGGCUCCCCCCCAGCCUUUGCAUGGAAAAACCUUUUUCUGACUCUUGCCUGCAGGGCGUGAGGUCAGAGUGGCAGACAGAAUGGAAAUUGGACUUCCUGUUGCGCAAAGCCUCGAGGGCAUCUUCCAGUCAGACCUUCUUGAAAUGAGGUCCUUCAAAGAUGUGGCAAGAUCAGGUGUUUUCCGCUCAGCUUCUCUGGAUCGUGAUGCAAGAGCUGAGUGAUAUAUUACUGUUUGGAAAGAAGUUGCAGGAUUCUCGCUUUCGUCUUAUCUAUAAUUUCGUUUAGCAGGGCUGGCUUAGGGUUUUGCAUAUGCAAUGGCCACGAGUUGUGGGAAUUGGUCACACUGCCCUUGUGUGAGAGAGAUCCGAGCAGAGGGGUUUUCCCCCUCCGUUCUCUCAGCCAGUCUUGUUCCUUUACGUAACAGAACUGUUGUUCUGAUAGAGGGGUUGAGACAUCGGGAAACUUUAGAUCGUCGAAGGCGUCUUCACAACAUUUUUGACAUUGAGACUAAUAAUUGUCAAGAAAAGUCUGUGCUUAUAGUGUAGGGAUGGUGACAUCCGCAUCUCUUUUUCAUCUGGGAAGCAGAUAACAUACACAGCAGUUUCUGAGCCACGUAUCUGUCAAAGAUUGUAUCCACCAUGGAAAAACAGAAGUGGCUUCUGGAUCUGAACCAGAGCCCUCAGAGAGUCUUUCCAGUUACUUCUUUUUCCAGAAGAAUAUUUCUGCCUUUUUUGCUUCAAUAGUAGUGGGCCCAGCCCCUGCACUGCAGAGCCGGAAGAGUCCCCUCUUCCCUUGAUAGAGCCCAUGAUAGCCAGUUGGGGUGGGGAACGUUGUGUCUCUUGAUUUUUACUGUAUGGCAUAUGCACUUGAUAAAAGCAGACACACUGAGUUGGGGUGGAGGGGAAUGCAGGCAAAUAAGUAGACUGGCAAGCAAUUAAAACCAGUGCUGAAGGUCUAGGGAGAAACUAAAGACUGGCCAGGGGUCAAUGUCACUUGCCAUCUUCUGUGAGCAGUCCUCUUGCUUUUGUGGCCGCCUUGCCUACCAAAACGUUUUGUUCAGUAAUCUGAUUCCUAACAAUUGCAACGGUUCCUUCAUUGUAGCAAUUUAUGGAGACCCAAAGCAGCUUACAACACUGUUCUCCCUGCUUCCAUUAUUAUCCUCCCACCAAGAACCCAGUGAAGUUAGGUUAGGCUGAGAUAGACUGAGUGGCCCAAGUUCACCCAGUGAACUUUCAGGGCAGAGUAUGGAUUUGAACUUGGGUGUCUUGGAUCCUGGUAUGCAAUGCCAGCUAGUCUGAUCACUGAUAGGUCUUAUUGCUGCAAAACAGGACCAAGAGGGAUUUCUGGUCUGAUACAUCCUGGGAGGAGAGUGAGGAAAUGCUGGGGGGAAAUCAGAAUUUUUAUUUAUAUGUUUAGCAUUGAGUGGAAGCAGAAAAUGGAGAAGGGAAUCAUGCCAAAGUACCUCCCUUAUUAACAGCAAAGUAUUAGUAAAGUGAUUGUUCUCAAAUGGCAAAAGGGUUUUUUUUUGGCCAUCCUGUUCUUUACAAUUUGGUCUGUCCAGAAAUACUGUAAAAAUCUCCAAAUCAGUAAUUGGUUAGUAGUUUGCAUUGCUUUUAAAAUAACUACUCCUCAUUUGUACUACUGCUUUAGUAGCAUUACUGAGUCUAACAUUGAACCAUUAUAAUGUGUACAUUUUACAACUGUUAGUAUAAACUUUGUCAAACAGCCUCUGUGUAUGUUUUGUUGAUACAAGCAAGCAGACAGCCAGGGUGGGGUGUAGUGGUUAAAGUGUCAGACAGGGAUCUCAGGGACCCAGGUUCAAAUCCAUACUUU